GUAUCCCCACCAAGAAAGCAAAAACAGGUGCUCUCCAACAGAUUGAUGAAACUCCCUUCUUGACUCAACCAAUGGAUCAUUCUUUCACCCAAGAACGACCAAGUCCCUUCAUUGAUCAAAGCAAAAUCCAACGUUCUCGCUGCUCAACUUCCAUGAUCCUCAUCCAAGUUGAACCUGUAAAUCUUGGUCCUCAAUGAGAUGAACGGUAGACAAGAUACCUCCUGUUAGCGUAGAAAAUGUCAAACAAAUGAGUUCAGAGAAUGAACAUUCAAAGGGGAGGGCGCCUCUCGCGCUUUCGUUGAAACGGAAAAUCCUUAGAGUGGAAGGUGUCUCCUCGAUAUGCUCUGUGGCUCUGCUGCAAAUUCUUCCUCCUUCCUCCCCCCUCCUUAGUCGGUUGACACAGGCAGCAGGCAGGUGUCUCAAUUCGAAGCUUCUCCCUCUCUCUCUUUCACACACACACUGACACAGAGUUCCUCCCAGCGUUCUGUCCAAUUCCUGAACAAAGUCCUAUCCACGAGAGGGCCUUCCGCUUUGCCAUACAAGGAGGAGGUCAAGUGGUUGAUCAGGCAGCGUCUGUUGAGCCUGCUUCAGGAAUUCCACAACGACGGCCGGACGGUGAAUCUCCUGCAGGCCGUCCCCUUGUUGUGCCAGCUAGUCACUUACAACAUCACCGUUGACGGAGCACGCUCAUCGGACGCCGCGAUGCCUAUUGCCAUGUGAGGAUGGAUACGUUCAUCGGACGCGGCGAGGCCUAUUGCGAUGUAAGGAUGGAUACGCUCAAGAGACGAAGCGAUGACUAUUGCGAUUCGAGAAUGGAUACCGUCAUCGGACACUAUAUGGAUACGCUCAUCGGACGCGGUGAUGCCCAUUGCGAUCCGAGGAUGGAUACGUUCAUCGAACGCAGCGAUGCCUAUUGCGAUCCAAGGAUGGAUACGCUCAUCGAAUACUAUAUGGAUAUGCUCUUCGGGCGCUGCGAUGUCUAUUGCGAUCCGAGGAUGGAAACGCUCAUGGAACGUGGUGACACCGAUUGCGAUCCGAGGAUGGAAACGCACAUCGAACGCGGCGAUGCCUAUUGCGAUCCGAGGAUAGAUAUGGCGAGGAAUAUUAGUCUUCUCUUCGGUAGGGACCCCCCUUUGUGCACCACGCAGCCUGCUCCUGUAGUGCACAGGAUUCAGAACCAGUAUCAGGGUUCUGCGUCCUCUACGACGGUGAGAAGGCCGUCCUCCCCGUCGCCCUCUUCUUCGGCUUCGGACCAUCCGCCACCAAGUGUUCGUCCGAGCAACGUUGCGCCUCCAACCCCACCCUACGGCCGGACGGUGCCGCCAUCUCCUCAAAGACCCAAUAGCGACGACCCAUCUGAGGUUCUCAAGAAGAAGCUGCUGGAGAUGCUUCAUUCUGAUACUGUUGCAUUGAGGAAGUCGAGGGAAGCGGAGACGGACUCGGUCGUCCGGGCGCAGCGGGAGUUGAAGCGGCGGGGGCGACAGAUAGAUGAAGGGCUGAGGCAGAUGAUGGACGAGAAGGAGGGGUUGGAGCAGUUGCUUCAGAAGGUUCUUAUGAACACGGAUCUGCUUGGGACGUGGCUGAGAGAAAAAGGGGAGAAGAAUAUGUUGGUGAUCGACGACGACGAGGGACGGACCCAGGAUUUUCAUGGGCGGAUGAAACAGUUUAACUCUCGAUUUGGGUGGGCCCGAAUUAAACACAAUGUAUUUUUUUUCCUUUUCAGUUGGCUGGGGUGGGGCCAUGGCCCAAGUGGCCCACCCCCACUCUCCGCCCCCGACGACGUUUUUGAACCCUGCGAUCCUCUGUCUCGGCAGAUGCUUGAAUGCAUUGCUUUCGAUCGCGCAAUUGAGGAUACAUUCUACUCCCUCGAUGAGGCAAUGCGGCAAGGAGUUAUCCCCUUCGACGCGUACAUGAGGAAUAUAAGAGCUCUGUCUCGAGAGCAAUUCCUCCAUCGAGCAACUUCUGCAAAAGUCAUGGCAGCUCAAAUGCAGUCUGUUAUUACGAGUAUGGCUUCUCGCGCUACUCCUUAUGGCGUUUGAAUCAGAUGACACUGCCGCCUGAUUGCAUUUCUCCUUCCAAGUUUCGGUGAUGGGUACGUACUGCCAAAUUGGUGUCCGUGGAGUUAUCUUGGAUACUGCCAAGUUGAGAACUGAUCGAUUGGUUCCCUUCCUGAAGGUCUUUCGUGUGCAAACUGUAAUUCUGAGAACUUGAGUUCAUGGGGAGUGUUCGGUUCUCUUGAUGAUGCAUACUUGUACAGUUUUCUUCUGCUGUUUUUUAGUGAGGAAUUUACAGGAUAUUACUGGUACUUGGUCUGUGCUGUUUCAGAGGCAUCC
Molecule: messenger RNA, 2333 nt
Organism: Nymphaea colorata (pocket water lily)
Lineage: Eukaryota; Viridiplantae; Streptophyta; Magnoliopsida; Nymphaeales; Nymphaeaceae
Product: protein ELC-like
Exons: 1
Coding region: 723-2039 (438 amino acids)
Biological process (GO): endosome to lysosome transport
Cellular component (GO): ESCRT I complex
Molecular function (GO): ubiquitin binding
Source: RefSeq, a predicted model, not a curated record